CAUGUACACGAAAUCAAUAUAACGUUUCCGCUUAUCAUUCACAUUCAACCUAUCAGAAGGAGAAUCAAAGGAGAAAUCACGGAGUACUCACCGAAAAUCUUCACUAAAUUAGCAUUAUGAAGGUAAUCCAUUCCAAUGUUUAUUCGUCAACUCCCUAUUUAUUCCGAUUUGUUUAAGUCCUCUAUCUGGCAUCAGUGUGGUUCUGUUUUGUCUUUCAGUCCUCCUGUGUUUUCCUUCAAUUUACUCGUCAUGAAACUACAUUUGAUUCAAGUAUGCCUACCUUGCCCUAUAAAAAGACGACACCCUCCAGGGGAUCUAGAAUACGACUUGAUUAGAACCUGGAGAUGGCUAUACUCCUCUGAUGAGCCAAUUACUGUAGUUUGCAAAAGUUUUAGAAUAGUUAGGAAAGGUUUAGCCGGUGUUAUGAAGGAAGAAAUGACAGACGGGAAGACAAACAUUUGGAUUUGUAAUCAAUGGUUUAUUGAUUGAUGAUUGAUAAGUGGUUUUAUAGUUUGGUUAUUGUUUUCUUAUGUUUUAUACUCACUGUGCUUGGCACACCUAGGCUGCCAGGGGAUAAUGGUUUCGCAGGCCUUAAAUGUUCACUGACAAAUGUAGGUAAAAACGUACUUGGCUCUCACUCAGUGGUCAACUUGGUCUCUCCUUUGAUCAUACUAAUUUUUAAAUAUGGUAAUUUAAGUGUUUUUUUAUUUAGGUGAAAUUAAUUAUAUGUUGUAUUUUUUUAUGUUUAAAGGCGUAUUUGGGGACAAAACUUGAAUUUGAAGUGUAUAAUUUC
Messenger RNA from Lactuca virosa, 793 nucleotides. The record is from the annotation of a GenBank genome assembly. Lineage: Eukaryota; Viridiplantae; Streptophyta; Magnoliopsida; Asterales; Asteraceae.